AUGUCAACAAUAAUAAUUGAUGAAGAUUAUGAUUCUGAUUUAGAAGUAUUUGAACAAAGAAAUCAUCAAAGUAUUAAAAUAACAAUUAAUUUUAGUUUAACAAUUAAAAGAACAAUAACUUUAAUUUAAAGAAAAGUUACUCUAACAUAUUUAGAAUAAAGAAUAUGAUAGUAAUUUAAUCUCUCCUAUACCAUACCCUAUGGAUUUCAGUAUUAAUUAAAAGAAUCAAAAUCAAACUAAUCUAUUAUAAUUAAACAAAAGUCAUGAAAUUACAAGUGAUCGUUCUUAACCUUCUUCGAAAAUUUGUUUUCCAUCCAAAUCAAAUAAGGCAAAUUUAAAAGGAAACUAUUUAUUUAAGUAAAGUUAUUUACUAAAAACACCAAAAAAAAAAAUGGGAAAUGUUGCAAACACAAAAUCUUAUUGCAAUAAAAAUUAAACUAAUUUAAAUAAUUAGAAAUCUCCUUCUAACAUUUCUACUUAUGAAUAAAAAUCAGCUCGAACUCCAGAACAAUAAAAACAUUAUACUGGAAUAUUGUAACCUUCACCUUAUAAUUCUUGGCUUUAAAAAGAAUAUGAAAAUAAAUCAAAAUAAUAUAAUUUGUCUUCAUUCAUUAAUAAAUCGACUCGUAUUGAAAAAAAAUAUGAAGAUAAUCAAAUUAUCAAAACUGAAGAAAAUAUUGAAAAAAAAAAAUAAGGUGAAAAAAAGAUGGAAUAUAAGAUUCCUACUGGAAAACCUAAAAAAGGAUUUGAACAAUGGUAUGAUUCAUAAAAGAAAUGGUAUUAGCUAAGAAUUACAAUUUUAGGUUAGAACAAACUGAGGAGAAAAUUUUCAAAUAAAAGUUGAAAAUGGAGUAGGAAUUAGGUGAGUAAGUAUAAUUCACUUACUCUCCUGAAAUUUAUGAAGGUUCUAGAUUUAUUGUGUAAAAGAAAUACAAUAAUGCAAACUUAUUAGAAAGACAAAAAUAAUAUUAAGAAGAAUUAUAAUAUAAACAAUUUCAAAAAUAAUUGAGAGAAGAAGAGGAUAAAAAAAUAAAUUAAAUUAGAAUAAGUCCCUUAUCAAGAAAAAUAUUAAGGAGUGCAUCUCCUAAAUCUAAUUGUUCUUUCACAAUUUGCAAUUCUUCCAAUUAAAAUUAUUCAACUAUAAUAAAAAAAUGA
Messenger RNA from Paramecium sonneborni, 1155 nucleotides. The record is from the annotation of a GenBank genome assembly. NCBI's taxonomy places the organism in Eukaryota, Ciliophora, Oligohymenophorea, Peniculida, Parameciidae.